AUAACUUUUGGGGAUGGGUAUCUGUUUUCACAGAGUUUAGGAGUGGACACCCUUCCUCCUCCUGACCCUAAACCGCCCAGAGCUGAAUUUAACUUUAGUGUGGGCUUUAAGGACUUAAAUGAGUCCUUAAAUGCCCUGGAAGACCAAGAUUUGGAUGCUCUCAUGGCAGACCUUGUAGCCGACAUAAGCGAAGCUGAGCAGAGGACAAUCCAGGCGCAGGAGUCCUCUCAGAGUCAGUGUCCCCCGGCAUCUGUGGACGUUUCACCUCUCAGCAGUGCAGCCUCUCUCGGUGCUGGAGCAAAUGUUACUGCAAUUAGUAUUAGCCAAUAUAAGGAUGAUUUACCACCUCCACCGGCUGAUCCCACGUUAGACCUUCCUCUGCCACCCCCACCUCCUGAACCUCUCUCUCAGGAAGAGGAAGAAGCCCAGGCCAAGGCUGAUAAAAUUAAGCUGGCGUUGGAAAAACUGAAGGAGGCCAAGGUCAAGAAGCUUGUCGUCAAGGUGCACAUGAAUGACAACAGCACGAAGUCAUUGAUGGUGGAUGAGCGGCAGUUGGCCCGAGAUGUCUUAGACAACCUUUUUGAGAAAACCCAUUGUGACUGCAAUGUAGACUGGUGUCUUUAUGAAAUAUACUCAGAACUGCAAAUCGAAAGGUUUUUUGAGGACCAUGAAAAUGUUGUUGAAGUCUUAUCAGAUUGGACAAGAGACACGGAAAAUAAAGUGUUAUUUUUGGAGAAAGAGGAAAAAUAUGCUGUAUUUAAAAACCCCCAGAAUUUUUACUUGGAUAGCAAAGGAAAAAAAGAAAGCAAGGAACCAAGUGAAAAAAUGAAUGCUAAGAACAAGGAAUGCUUACUUGAGGAAAGUUUCUGUGGAACAUCCAUCAUUGUGCCAGAGUUGGAAGGAGCUCUUUAUUUGAAAGAAGAUGGAAAGAAAUCGUGGAAAAGGCGCUAUUUUCUUUUACGGGCUUCUGGAAUUUAUUAUGUACCCAAAGGAAAGACUAAGACAUCUCGUGAUCUGGCAUGUUUCAUACAGUUUGAAAAUGUCAACGUUUACUAUGGGAUUCAGUGUAAAAUGAAAUAUAAAGCCCCCACUGACUACUGCUUUGUUUUAAAGCAUCCCCAAAUCCAGAAGGAGUCCCAGUAUAUCAAGUAUCUGUGCUGUGAUGAUGCAAGAACUCUAAACCAGUGGGUCACUGGAAUAAGGAUCGCCAAGUAUGGAAAGACUCUCUAUGAUAACUAUCAGCGGGCCAUGGCCAGGGCUGGCCUUGCCUCCCGGUGGACAAACGUGGGCACUAUCAACAAAGGUCCCCCAGCGCCACCUCCUACAGGACUCAAAACAGACACCAGCCACGCCAAUGGUCAGAUUCCCCAAGCUGCACAUCCCAUGAGCUCUGUUGUCGAGGAAGCCCAGACACAGGCUGAACUAAUGAGGGAGAAGAAGCCAGCCCAUGGUACCUACGACCCAGGAGCGCCCCGGGACCAUCACCUUCCCAAGUCCAGCCUGCCGCCGCCACCUCCUGUGCGCCGGUCUUCAGACACAGGCGGCAGCCCUGUGAUCUCUGCCAAGCCCAAGCCCCCCUGCGGCUUCCCAGCCCCGCCCGACAACCUCCUGCUGCCGCCGCCGCCACCGCCACCAUCUCUAGGGAAUGACCAGCUCCCUCCACCACCCCCUGAUUUUAUUGAGUCGCCCCCAGAUUUUGUGCCCCCGCCUCCACCAUCCUUUGCGGGGGGAGGGUCCACGUUACCGCAGCCGCCUCUGCCACCCCCCACCCUCGCUCCUGAAGCCACGAGGCCCCCCAUUGCUGCCAGGAGGCCUCCGGUUCCUCCAAAGAGGCAAGAGAACCCGGGACCACCCGGUGUGGGAGGAAGCGGGGAGCAGGAUUUCAUGUCAGAUCUCAUGAAGGCUCUGCAGAAGAAGAGAGGCAACAUCUCUGUGUGAUCAGUGUGAUCAUGUCUGACUUCAAGCACAUUUUUGCUACUUUAUUUUCUUGAUACCUUGUUCAUUUUAGAUAAAAUAUUUAAGAAUUCAGAUUAGAAAUGAUGUAAACCGCCUCACUGUGGCUCAGGUACAUUCAUAAUCAUUAACUGAACACAGAAUUUACAAUAUCUGCCUAAAUGUAUCUUUCCUAUGUGUUUCCACUUCAGUAGGAAUUAUCUUCCCAGUUAACUAAAAUGAUGUUUUAUGUUCACUUAUUUUAUUAUGCUUGGAAGCAAUUAACAAAAGUUUUUAAAAGGAAA
This is a messenger RNA of Manis javanica (Malayan pangolin), 2237 nucleotides long. NCBI's taxonomy places the organism in Eukaryota, Metazoa, Chordata, Mammalia, Pholidota, Manidae. The record is from RefSeq and is a predicted model, not a curated record.